AUGAAGGUCACCGCAGCAGCUGCCCUUUUCGCAGGCCUUGUCGCCGCUGGCCCCGUCGAACUCACUGAGCGGCAGAGCUGUCCCAAAGUUUACAUUUUUGGUGCGCGUGAAACCACCCUCCCCCAGAGCAAUGGUUUCGGGACUGGUGCUGGUCUUGUAAACCAGGUCAAGGCUGCAUACUCUGGAGCGGGAGCCGAGGCCAUUGUAUAUCCUGCUUGCGGUGGACAGUCAAACUGCGGUGGUGUUAGCUACGAAAACUCGGCUUCUCAGGGCACGGCUGCCGUCGUGAAGGCUGUUACAGCCUACAACCAGAAGUGCCCGACCACUCAGAUUGUUCUCAUUGGGUACUCUCAAGGUGGUCAAAUCAUAGACAACGCCCUCUGCGGUGGAGCAGGCGCUACUCUCACCGGCGCUGCGCUUGCUGCCGUCAAGGCCGCUAUCUUCAUGGGCGACCCACACAACCGCAACGGCCUUCCCUACAACGUCGGCACAUGCAAGGCCCAGGGUUUCUCCGCCCGUCCUGCCGGCUUCACAUGCUCGCCCGCCAACCCAAGCAUCAUCCAGUCUUACUGCGACGCUGCGGACCCAUACUGCUGCACUGGCAACGACGCCAACGCGCACCAGCAGUACGUCAACAAGUACGGCUCGCAGGCGCUGGCUUUCAUCAAGAGCAAGCUCACUGCUUAG
This is a messenger RNA of Cucurbitaria berberidis CBS 394.84, 687 nucleotides long. Its product is annotated as carbohydrate esterase family 5 protein. The coding region runs from base 1 to 687 and encodes 228 amino acids. The record is from RefSeq and is a predicted model, not a curated record. NCBI's taxonomy places the organism in Eukaryota, Fungi, Ascomycota, Dothideomycetes, Pleosporales, Cucurbitariaceae. The transcript is spliced from 3 exons. Gene Ontology annotation, molecular function: hydrolase activity.